Molecule: messenger RNA, 480 nt
Organism: Funneliformis mosseae
Lineage: Eukaryota; Fungi; Glomeromycota; Glomeromycetes; Glomerales; Glomeraceae
Source: the annotation of a GenBank genome assembly
AUGAAAUCAGUAAUAAAGAUUUAUCGGCAUGUUUCUGAUGACUUUGUGGAAUUUACUAAGGAAUAUACAAAAAUACAAAAAGAAGAUAGUGAAAGUAACUUAAAGGACAAGUUAGCUACAGAUAGAAAACAUUAUGCUUUUAGAGAUAAACAGAAGAUAGAUUAUAAUGAGAAACGAAUGUCAAAGAACGAUCAUGAAUUUUUAAUUUUUGAAAAUAUUGGACUACCUUUAAAUCAAAGAAUAGCAAAGCAUAAAGGCAAAUUGUUUAGGGUAAAUCCAGAAGCUCCUCAGAUAUUUGCUGUUAAAAGCAUGUUGGAAGUUGAUUAUUUUUUCAAAUAUAUAUCAUUCACUAAAAUUACUGAUAUCAUUAACCUUCUUUUUACUGUCAAGUCUGUGUUCGAAUCUAACAAGAAGAUUCUUUACAAAUAUAGUUUAUUGUGUAUGAAAACAGACGAAAAUAUUAUACCAGUUCACAAUUAG